AUGUGGAAGAUAGACAUUCGAGUUGUGCCUUGGUUGGCCUUGCUCUAUUUGCUCAACUUCCUUGAUAGAGGAGCUAUCGGGAAUGCGAAGCUUUAUGGCAUGGAGACUGACAUCCAUGUCAAUGAUAAACAAUAUUUGAUCGCUCUUACAGUAUUUUUCUUUCCCUAUGCGCUCUUUGAGCCAGCGAGCAACGUGAUUUUGAGAAGGUUUCGACCAUCAUUGUGGUUAUCCUCUAUGAUGCUCGUAUGGGGUGUUGUGAUGAUGUGCCAUGGAUUUAUCCACAACUAUAGCGGCUUGCUGGCGGUGCGUAUCAUGCUGGGUCUUGCGGAGGCUGGGCUAUACCCUGGCAUCGUAUUUUAUCUUUCCUGCUGGUAUCGCCGUUGCGAACUGGGUACCAGGGUGGCCGCGUUUUUUACAUCCGCAACCAUUGCUGGCGCUUUCAGUGGCCUUCUCGCCGCGGGCAUCUCCAAAAUGGACGACGUCGGCGGUAAACCUGGAUGGACGUGGAUCUUCAUUUUGGAGGGUCUCUUCACGAUUCUCUGUGCUACACUUUCAUUUUGGAUUAUCGAUGAUUUCCCAGAAACGUCAAAGUUUUUGACUGAAGCUGAACGCGUUUUUGUGAUUCGUCGCUUGCGAGCGGAUAUGCAACUCAGUGCAGGCGGAGAGAAAUUCCAGAAGAAAUACAUCUGGCAAUCUCUAAGAGAUUGGAAGACGUGGACUGCAAAUAUGGAGACCGUCUUUGACGGGCCACUUUUCGCCUUUUCGCUUUUCACUCCAACGAUAAUUGAGAAGCUUGGUUUUGGUGCUACUGCUGCAAAUCUACUGUCUGUGCCUGUCUACGGUUGGGCUUGCAUCGUAACUAUUGUAGUUGGCUUCCUUGGAGAUCGCCUAGGAACUAGAGGCUAUAUCAACUUCGGUAACCUUUUCGCUCACCUUCUGAUUUUUGAAACGUUUGGCUCAUUCUCCAUAGGUCUUGUUGGGUACAUCAUUCUGAUAGCAUCCCGAAGCCCAGCACUUUCUUAUUUCGCUUGUUUUCUUGCUGCAUCUGCAUGGGUCGCAAGUAAUGUUGAGGGAUCAUAUAAGCGUGGAGUUACUCUGGCAAUGGCGAUUGGCUGGGGCAAUUUAAAUGGGGCAGUCUCCUCAAAUGUGUAUCGUUCCAACGAUGCUCCAUGGUACAGUCUUGGCCAUGGCAUUGUCCUGGCUUAUAUUGCCAUCGGCUUCUUAUCCUCUGUGAUCUUCCUGUUCGCAUUACGUUGGGAGAAUGUUCGGCGAGCCCGAGGCGAUCGCGACGAGGUCAUAGGCGACGCAGGUUUCGAGCCCAAUGCUAAAGAAAGCAAACUAGAACGCGAGAACGGGCGAUACAGAACAGUAGACGAGGCAAGGAGAGACAAGGGGGAUCAAUGGAGUGGUUUCAGAUACACCUUAUAG
This is a messenger RNA of Coniophora puteana RWD-64-598 SS2, 1428 nucleotides long. Its product is annotated as MFS general substrate transporter. The coding region runs from base 1 to 1428 and encodes 475 amino acids. The record is from RefSeq and is a predicted model, not a curated record. Lineage: Eukaryota; Fungi; Basidiomycota; Agaricomycetes; Boletales; Coniophoraceae. Gene Ontology annotation, molecular function: transmembrane transporter activity. Gene Ontology annotation, biological process: transmembrane transport. The transcript is spliced from 15 exons. Gene Ontology annotation, cellular component: membrane.